AUGGUGCAAUGCUGCAAGAUGGCGAAUGCUCACGACUUCAUCAUGAGCCUUUCCCAAGGCUAUAAGACCAGAAUAGGAGAAGGAGGUGUGCAGCUUUCCGGUGGUCAAAAGCAACGAGUAGCUAUCGCUCGUGCCCUAGCAAGAAAUCCGCGCAUAUUGCUGCUCGAUGAGGCUACCAGCGCCUUGGAUGCUGAAAGCGAAAGCAUAGUUCAGGAGGCAUUAGAUAACGUGAGUUGAGA
Messenger RNA from Cylicostephanus goldi, 239 nucleotides. The record is from the annotation of a GenBank genome assembly. Lineage: Eukaryota; Metazoa; Nematoda; Chromadorea; Rhabditida; Strongylidae.